Messenger RNA from Fragaria vesca subsp. vesca, 708 nucleotides. Its product is annotated as F-box protein At5g07610-like. The record is from RefSeq and is a predicted model, not a curated record. The transcript has a single exon. The coding region runs from base 1 to 708 and encodes 235 amino acids. NCBI's taxonomy places the organism in Eukaryota, Viridiplantae, Streptophyta, Magnoliopsida, Rosales, Rosaceae.
AUGGUUUGGCUUACGAUCCUUCCAAAUCGCCUCAUUACAAGGUGGUCUAUACACUAUGAUUUCAAGGAGAUGGCCAUGCAGUUUGAUGCGAGGAGCAGCGAAAGCGCGGUUUUCUGCAAUGGCAUACUUCAUUGGAUUAGACACAGUCAUUAUGCAUCACUGCUGUCUCGUGAUGAUGAGUUUCUCAGACGAGAGACUGAUGUAUCCCACUACUUUGACUUAGCUGAAGAACGAUUGGGACUCGUGUCUAGUACUCCUCCUCUUCCCUUGCUUGUCAAAAACAUUACUGCUACAUGGCCGAGAUUGAGGCAAAGAUAUUUUGGGGAGUCGGCUGGCCAUUUGUAUUUGAUCGAGACUUACCAGCAUUGGAACACCCAAUUUGAUGUGAUGGAGAUGGAGAGAGACUACUCUGGCUGGUUUGUCAAGUAUCAUGUUGAUCUUAAUCCGCUAGUGGCAGCUUUUCCUGGACUGGAUUGGAAUGCUUUUGUUGUCUUGGGUCUUUUUCCAGAGAAUGGGGUUGAGGAGGAUAGUUCAACUCAUCUUUUGUUGCACCUGCCUGGUAAGAUCAUAUCCUAUAAUCUGAGGAAUGAGACCUUCAAGACAUCUGUUGAGUUAGCCGAUGAGAAACUUCAUCUAGCUUUCGGUGAUAAUCAUGGUAUUCAAGACUAUGUUACUUUUCCUUAUAUGGAGACUCUAGCUUGUGUGUGA